UUGUUUUUUGAGCUUGAGAGGUUUGAGGAACAUGAUUGAGUCUGUAAUCUUUUGCAUGUAGCAAAUGAUGAAAUUUACAUUGUGGUAUUCAGUGUUUAAAAGAUGAUGGGACUUUAUUUUCUCUACAAUCUUGCAGUCUCUGCUGUUUUACUCUGCACGACACCAGCAGAUGGCUAUGUAUAUCAGAUGAUGUAUGACUGCGAGUAUGGCGACAACAUCACGGAUAUGGUCUUUAUUGUUAAAAACAUAUUUAACCAGAAGCUCAACAACAUAUAUGACUCUCGGGUUGGGAAGUACGUCGGCUUUGGAGAAUACGGCAUGAAGAACGCAGACCAUUAUAACAACCAGGCUUGGAAAAUGGCCUUAAGAAAAACUCAAGUAGAGACUCUUUGCAGAUACAAUGCAAGACUGUUCAGAAGGAGCACACUGGAUAGAAAAGUGCCUCCGAUUGUCAGGGUCCAUCAGACCAAGCUGACUAACUACGGGGAGCGGUCCAUGCUGGAGUGCAGUGUUGUGGGGUUUUUUCCCCAAGAAGUGAGGGUGAGCUGGCUGAGAGACGGGGUGGAAGUCUCCACCGAUGUGUCGUCUACAGACGUCCUGCCCAACGAGGACUGGAGCUUCCAGCUUCACUCUUACCUGGAGCUGACACCUAAGAGAGGGGAGAGGGUGAGCUGCAGGGUGGACCACAGCAGCCUGAAAGAGAGCCUGGAGGUGGCCUGGGACACAUUUGCUCUGGAUGCUAAACAUGUGAAGAUGACAGCGGGGAUCAUCUUCUUCUUUAUCGGCCUCACUGCAGCUGCUGGUGGAGCAGUUUACCAUUGGUGGAAACAGAGGUUUGACUUCAGCCCAGUAGGCAGACAAGGAUAAACAUCUUCAUGUCUUUCAGAACUGUAGAUUUGUUGUUGGUUGACGUGCUUUGUCAGAAGGCAGUUGUGAUGAUAUAACGGAUAAUAAAAAUCAACCAUUGAACUGAAGACUUGGAUAAUGUUAAUGUUAAAGUAUUAAAGGCCCCCCCCCCCCCCCCCCCCGCUCAGCUUUCUUGAGUACAAAAACUCUCUUUCUUCAAAAAACCUUAAGCCCAGAAAAAAAGAAAAGGAAAAAGUCCUUCCGUCCUUCAAUCUGCUUCACCUGACCUGCAGUGGGAGGAGAUAAACGGCAUCGUGGGAAGGCGACAUGCUGUUCUUCUACUAUGGAACUGGCCUCCUGACAUGGCAGAGCUCCUCCUUCAUUAUUUUUAUCAGCCAAGGACUCAACCGACAUGGUAUCCAUCAGGAAAAGUGCCAUAAAUUCUUGUAACAUUAUGUUCUGAUCAUUUUGUAGGAUUAAAGUGUCAGACCUGUCUCUUGUAAUAGUUCUCACCUUGGAGUAAGACUCCUAUCUUUACAAGACAGGUCACAUCUGUGUAUGUGGAUACAUAUAGUAGAUAAAUUAGAUAAAUUGAGUACUUUAUUAAUCCAAUAAAAACCUACAAUCUUUAAUUAGAAAUAAGUAUGUUUAUGAAUGUUGUGAUUAUUUAUUAGUAACUUGAACUUUGCGCACAGCUGCUGUUGGACUUAUACUACAGUUUACUCUCACUUACAGCUGCAGUUUACUGAUUUUUGCUGCUGCUUGUGGACUUCAUGCUGGUUUACUCUGUGUCCAAGAGAAUGAGGGUACUCAUGUUGUGUAAAUGUGUCUUUUAAUAAAACAGCAUAAUGUAAUCUGAUUCUAUCCUGCAUCUCAGGGAAGGGCUGGCAUGGGGAAAAUAUCAAGAAAUGAACAAACACCAUUCAGGCCCAGCGCCAGAACAGUAAUGACCGUCCAGCACGUAUGGUGCAC
Molecule: messenger RNA, 1818 nt
Organism: Seriola aureovittata
Lineage: Eukaryota; Metazoa; Chordata; Actinopteri; Carangiformes; Carangidae
Product: HLA class II histocompatibility antigen, DQ beta 1 chain-like
Exons: 5
Coding region: 103-867 (254 amino acids)
Biological process (GO): immune response; peptide antigen assembly with MHC class II protein complex; positive regulation of T cell activation
Cellular component (GO): membrane; MHC class II protein complex
Molecular function (GO): MHC class II protein complex binding
Source: RefSeq, a predicted model, not a curated record